This is a messenger RNA of Pyricularia oryzae 70-15, 231 nucleotides long. RefSeq lists its product as uncharacterized. The record is from RefSeq and is a predicted model, not a curated record. Lineage: Eukaryota; Fungi; Ascomycota; Sordariomycetes; Magnaporthales; Pyriculariaceae. The coding region runs from base 1 to 231 and encodes 76 amino acids. The transcript has 2 exons.
AUGUGUAGUUUUGUAAGGUUUGAGAAGAAUGUUGGUGGAUGGAGAGGCUGGUUUGAUGAUGCAAGAGAAUAUCAUGCACAGGUGAAGAGGGGAUUACAGAACUUAUAUCUCCUGCAGCACGUGGAGGAGACUCUACAGCCAGCACCUGGGAAAACACGUAAAAAUAAACAAAACGCCAAGCGCGUAACAAAGCGGUCCCACACCAAAUUGCGCGUGCGCCACGAGUCCUGA